AUGAGGGUCUCCCAGUCCUGUGGGGAGAGCUGCAGCGGCGGCGGCGCCCCCGCUGGCGGGUGCCGGCCGGAGGCCUGCUUCUCCAUCGGGUUCGGAAACACUAAUAACCCUGACCGUAGAUUCGGGAGGACGGAGGGUUCCUCAUGGAUUCCGUGCCUUCCACCUUCCCCAUCCCUCCCUUCCUUCCCCCACUUCCAUUUCCCCCAUUUCAAAAGCAUCCACAUCUCUCUCUCUCUCUCUCUCUCUCUCAUGGCGUCCCGGCUCCGCUUCGUCUCCUUCCUUCUUCUCCUUGCUGUGUAUCCUGCCAUCUCCACCAACUCCGAAGGGGAGGCGCUGCAUGCGCUGAGGGCGAGGCUCUCCGACCCGACCAACGUGCUCCAGAGCUGGGACCCCACCCUCGUCAACCCUUGCACUUGGUUCCAUGUCACCUGCGACGAUCGCAACCGCGUCAUCCGCCUGGAUUUGGGCAAUUCCAACAUCUCUGGUCCUCUGGGUCCCGAGCUCGGCCGCCUCCAGCACCUUCAGUAUCUGGAGCUUUACAGGAACAACUUCGAGGGGAAGAUCCCUGAAGAAUUGGGCAAUUUGAAGAGCCUCAUCAGCAUGGAUAUGUACGGAAACCGAUUGCAGGGAGAAAUCCCCAAGUCUUUGGCCAAGUUGAAAGCGCUCCGAUUCCUGCGUCUGAACAACAACAAGCUUUCGGGAUCCAUCCCAAGAGAGCUUGCCACUCUCUCGAACCUAAAAGUCUUUGAUGUUUCCAACAAUGAUCUUUGUGGAACCAUUCCGGUCGAUGGCCCGUUCACCAAUUUCCCCUUCCAAAGUUUUGAAAACAACAGCAGACUUAAUGGGCCGGAGCUGCAAGGACUAGUCCCUUAUGAUUUUGGAUGUUGAACAUUACACGAUCUACUACCCCUGGAGAGGGAAGCUAUUGUAGAAAAGUAUAGAAAGCCGGAAGGCAGGUGGAGCUAUAUUUAUGAUGUUACCUACAACAGCAUCAAUGAACACUCAAAGAUGAUGCUAAGAUUGAUAAGUUUAUAUUAUGCUGAAUUGCACUCUUUCAUAUCCUUA
Messenger RNA from Phoenix dactylifera (date palm), 1065 nucleotides. Its product is annotated as leucine-rich repeat protein 2-like. NCBI's taxonomy places the organism in Eukaryota, Viridiplantae, Streptophyta, Magnoliopsida, Arecales, Arecaceae. The record is from RefSeq and is a predicted model, not a curated record.